Molecule: messenger RNA, 3310 nt
Organism: Triplophysa dalaica
Lineage: Eukaryota; Metazoa; Chordata; Actinopteri; Cypriniformes; Nemacheilidae
Product: insulinoma-associated protein 2
Exons: 1
Coding region: 1287-2876 (529 amino acids)
Biological process (GO): regulation of cell cycle process; negative regulation of transcription by RNA polymerase II; neuron differentiation
Cellular component (GO): transcription repressor complex; nucleus
Molecular function (GO): DNA-binding transcription repressor activity, RNA polymerase II-specific; RNA polymerase II cis-regulatory region sequence-specific DNA binding
Source: RefSeq, a predicted model, not a curated record
AUUUGGCGUACAGAUGAUUGUCCUGGGAAGCAAAUGCCAGAUGAGCAUAAUGGGAUCCUAAAGGGGUUUGGAGAACCGGCAUCCACCCCCUCUACGGAAUAAAAGAGAUGCGAUCUCUUAUCUGCGUCUGCAGCUUCACUGGGCGGAGAGGAUCGCUUAUCUGGCAGGUUAUCCACUGCCUGGACUGACCCCAGCACCCUCUCAUCAUCUCAGCCACUCUCAGAUAGCGUAAUGAUGCUCUCACAUGGGAAAAGCAGCAAUAGAUAUAUUCCCAUGAUCCUUGACUAGUUGACACAUGUGCUAGACCGCGUGUUUUCUCCCCAAUUACAAUUUAAUUUAUUGCAUCUUGGCGUUGCUUUGUAAAUGCAAUGACGUGCAUGCGCAUUCUAUUAAACAAUUUUUGUACUUAUGAUGUAAAGUGCGUUGCAUUUAUGAGAUGUGUUAAUAAAACAGUCGCCUAAAGCCAACACUCAGAUUAAUUUCAGUGCAUUGACCUUUCCCAUUCUAUACCACUGAGAGAACAAUGGAUACAAAUGGUUUUCAUUUGUUUAGGGGGGAUUGUCUGUGUUGAUUUGAAUUAGCUUCUGGUAUCAAUUAAAAACAUGUUAUCUUAAUUAAGGCUUUCCUGUUUAAAUAAAAAUAAUUUACUGACUUCCGAGUGAGGAAAAGAAAACGCAGUGCCAAGAUGAAAGAAUGGGGACUCUGUAUUAAAGUGAUUAAAUUCGAGCUAAGAGAAUGGCAUAGAGAAAUGAUCCAAACGUUAAGAGGAAUAUUAAAUACAAAUAAAAGAAUGGCAGCCAAAAUCCUCAUUUGUAAAUUGCAGAAUUCAGCCUAAAAAUAAAAUGACAUGGUCAUCCAGGUGAUUUGGUGAAUGGGCUCUUUCUUUAAAAAAUGAUAAGAUGAAUCUUAAUAAAAGAAACAAAUGAAUUAAGUUUAAUGGAUGUCCAUGGGAUUGAUCUCAAAUUACAGGACAGGAAACUGGUAAUACAUUGUCCAUAAUAACAAACGGGCAAGGUUAAAGCGCACAUCUAUUAUAAGUAAUAAUCUGCCUAUUAGAAAUGAAUGUGUAACCGUAUAUCCUCAUUAAGGUUCGCACCGCCCCGUUAUCUGAAUGUCAGCGCUGAUUGGGCCACAGACAGUCAUCUCAUGAAAAACCUGAAGGCGACCCAAAGGAUAAAACAUGCGCCACGCUCAUCACCGUGACAGUGUAUCUAGUCUCCAUCCUCCCUACAGUGAUUUGAACUGAUUGCCCCCGAGAUCAGGAUUUGGGUGGAUCAGUCGAGAAGAUGCCACGGGGAUUUUUAGUGAAAAGGACUAAACGCGUCUCAGCAUCAUCAUACAAGGUGCGCGUUGAAGAAAAAGAGCGCAAGGCGGACUUGCCUAUCCAAACUUCAGAUGGAUCCACGCGGGUCCCAGCUAAAUACUCCGACGUGGCGGAACCUAUCAGAGAAACAUGGACAAGCGAUAUACCAUCUAAAAAUGAGCAGGCACAUCUGGAGGACUCUAUAGUUGCUGGAGAGAGCAGUGCGGGCAGCGAAGAUUACGCAGAAAGUUACUUCAGUCAUCCGGAACAGAGCGCACCAUCUCCCAGUCACAGCACGGACUCCCACAGUCCGAUAAAGCCCGUCAGCACAGAUCUGAAGCAGUCGUUUUUGGACAGGUGUUUCAGUUCACCCGCCACGGCUGAGUCGUUUCCACUGGCCACCCCGGUGUCUUCAAUAGAGCGUCUCCUUAUGAACCACGCCGACAUAAAGUUUGGCUCACCUGUGUCUACUUCAGUGCCCGCCUACCCCUCAUUUCACCAGUGCGUAAAGCGCGCGUUCAUGGAGUCGGAGCGAAAGAGCAAACCACCCAGCAAAAAGCCCAAAGUUAUCAGGAAACUUAACUUUGAAGACGAAGUCACCACGUCACCGGUCCUCGGGCUCAAAAUCAAAAAGGAAAUUCCUGAAACCAAACUGGCGCCGUCAUCCAGUGGAAGAAACAAGCCGUUGGGUGAGUUUAUAUGCCAGCUUUGUAAGGAAGAAUACACUGAUCCGUUUUCGUUGGCGCAGCACAAGUGUUCGAGGAUCGUGCGCGUCGAGUACCGCUGUCCGGAGUGCGAUAAAGUUUUCAGCUGUCCUGCCAACCUCGCCUCGCACCGAAGGUGGCACAAACCUCGCAGCAUAAGCGGUGGAGAUGCCCAGACAGCCAAGAAGUCUCAACUGGAGGUGCGUAACCACGAGAAGACGUCUGUGGAAGGAAAAGAGAACGCCAGUAAGAUCAGCGUCAAUAAUCAGCACCGGCUUGGCACGGACAGCUCCCAACUCCACCGGUCAGCACCGGACAGCAAUAUUGCGCACAGGUAUUCCCAAGACCCCCCCAUGGACCAAAGGUACCCCUCUACUGAGAAGUGCUUUGACCUGCACAUCAGCUCCAGCGACAGCUCCAGGUUAUUCGAGCACUGCCCAGAAGAGUCCGAAAGGUCCAUCACUUCAUACCUACCCUCACCCGGGGGGGAAGACGUGUACGAAUGUCACUACUGCAGCAAGAAGUUUCGAAGACAAGCCUAUCUUAGGAAACACCUGGUUGCGCACGAGACAAUCAAAUCUUCUUAUAAUCACUUAGAAAGCGGACAGAUCACUUUUCCGUGCCACCUUUGCGGUGCGCAUUUCCCUUCGGCUGAGAUCAGGGAGAAACAUAGACUCUGGCAUGCGGUCAGAGACGAUUUAUUAUUGAGACCAGAUCUGAGCCCUGGAGAGCAACAGAUAUACUCAUGCAAGCACUGUCCCUCCACGUUCUUUAGUUCUCCAGGUUUGACCAGACACAUCAAUAAGAGUCACCCUACAGAGAACAGACAGGUGAUGCUGCUGCAGAUGGCUGUCAGGCCGGGAUGCUGACCGCAGUUUAGAAACCUGUAAUGCGUUAUAAUGGCUUGCUUUACGUCUAGUAUCUUUACGUCGGAACUUUUUUGACAACAUAGAAAUCAAUUUAUGUAUAAUUCAACAGCAUAAAUUUCAUUCAUUUACAAACGUUAUAUAAUCCUAAAUAUGUUCAUGUAGGCGAUAUUCAAAUAUGAAAUUGUUACUUCUUCAUAUUUGAUUGACCUCUUUGGAUAUUAUUUAAACGGUGUGGUCUCUUUGUUAAGAAGUUAUUUUAAAAUGUUACCUGCUAUAUUACCGUUUAUUUUGACUCACAAGUUAUGUUAUUGACAUAUGAUAUUAUUAUAGGGGAAGGGAAUUUCUGCUUAUUUUGUCUCCUCGUUGAAGUAGCUCUCAUGAAAAGCUUGUUGUGUUUCAAUUGUCUUAAGCAAUUUAUUUCUAGAUCAUGAAUU